UCGGGGCCUGCCCCGCCCCCAGACCUGCCUGCCCCCUUAUCAGGAGCUGGGCAGGGCCUUCCCUGAUCCUGACGGGGGGACCACACACUCCAGCACCCCGGCUGCUGGCUCCUCUGCACGAUGGGGACCUUAGGGAUCCUGCUUCUGCUCACGGGUCUGCUCCUGUCACCAGCUGAGGCCCAGAAGGAGCGCCAUCUGAAGCCCUGGCUGGUGGGCCUGGCUGCGGUCGUGGGGUUCCUGUUCAUUGUCUUCAUCUUCAUGUUGGCCAACCGCCUCUGGUGCUCCAAAGCAAGAGCUGAGGAUGAAGAGAAGCCCACAUUCAGGAAGAAUCCCAAUCCAUAUGAGGAGGUGGAUCUGAGAAAAGAAGACAAGGAGGGGAAGAAAGAGAAGGAGGAAAAGGCCGAAGAGAAAAAAGCUGGGAAGGGGAAAAAGGCCAAGAAGAAAGGAAAGAGAAACUUCGGGCUGGAGCUAGAGGAAAAUGAGGAGUGCAGGGACUAUGAGGAAGUCAAGAACACGGCCAUGUGAAGAUUCAGUCGCCUCCUCUAAGCAACCCGCCAGAAGUGCCCCUUCCACACCCUAGACACAAUGAACUAAACCUGAAGCCACUGCAGUGACUCCAUCUGGGGUUGAGUACAGCACCCUGAAUGAAGAGGCUUGGAACCCUACCCACCCCCAACCAAGGAGGACCCUUUGUGUGUUAUGCAGUCUAUACUGUUAUGAUUUGUUAUGCCUGGUGAUUCUUCUUGCACUUGGAGACCAUCCCUGGUUCCUGAGAAACUCCCAACCCACACACUCUCAUCGCUCCACCUGCUUCUCCCCACUGCCUGACAUCUAUUGACCAAAACUUCCUCCCUCCCGUUCAGCUUCAGGACCAGUAUAGGCCAGGGGCUGCCCCUCGGGGGAGAGCCUUUCAGAAGGGCUUCCGUUGUCCGCUGGGACUCAGUUUCCCCAGGGAGGAGACAGCUUUGGGGGCUGGGAGCAACGCCCGGGCAGCUGUGGGAGACCAAACUCCACCGUGCCCAGGUGCUGGGCAGAUCAGACGCUCCCUUUGCAAUCUUGAUCCUGCCGUCCUGAACCCUGAACUUUGAGCCCUGAGAGCUGUCUCCUGGAAAAGCCUUGCUCCCCCCACCCCUGGGUUUUUGGCUCAUGUGACUCCAUUUCCAGGCACAGGGUCUUGACGGGUGGGGUGACCCUGGGCGCACCAUCUUGGGAGGGGACAAGCCUCCCCUGCUCUCCUCACUUUCUUCAGGCCCUGGACCUUGCCCUUGAUGUUAACCAUUUCCUAAUGAGAACUUUGAUAAAGGCUGGCGUUUAUCAUUUUA
This is a messenger RNA of Odocoileus virginianus texanus, 1322 nucleotides long. It is a transcript of the gene SMIM24, whose product is annotated as small integral membrane protein 24. Lineage: Eukaryota; Metazoa; Chordata; Mammalia; Artiodactyla; Cervidae. The record is from RefSeq and is a predicted model, not a curated record.